CAACGAUACUGCAGCUGCCGCGAUGUCAUACGACCGUGCCAUUACCGUCUUUUCGCCCGACGGCCAUCUGUUCCAGGUCGAGUACGCGCAGGAGGCGGUGCGCAAGGGCUUCACGGCAGUCGGGCUGCGCGGCAAGGACUGCAUCUGUCUGGCGGUCGAGCGCAAAUCAGUCGGCAGGCUGCAGGACCCUCGGUCGGCACAAUGCGGACGCGAAAGACUGUCACUGGCAGACAGCUGCCAACGUGUGUGAUGUGCUGUGCUGCAGGACGCUCAAGAAGAUCCUGGCAGUGGAUGACAACAUCCGUCUGGCAUUCGCUGGCCUGAGUGCUGACGCCCGUGUGCUCGUCAACAGAGUGAGGGACAACACUGCUCUCACACUGCUGACGUGGAUGAAUGUGUGGUUGGUGGCUUGGUUGGUGUGUGUUGGUCACGUACGUCAGGUUCGGCUUGAGUGUCAGGCCUACCGCCUCAGUCUGGAGGACGCCCCGACCGUCGACUGGGUCGCCAAGUACAUGGCCAAAAUACAACAGGUACCAUGCAGUUGUGGAUCAACGCAUCUACUGUCUGUCUGUCUGUCUGUGUGUCUGACAUGUCAGUCGAUGACCCACCGCGGCGGUGCCCGUCCCUACGGCAUAUCGACCCUGGUGGCUGGUGUCAAUGGGGACGGCGAGCCGGCCCUCUACCAGACCGACCCCUCAGGUGUGUGCUCGGCAUGGAAGGCCAACUGCAUCGGCAGAAACUCAAAGGUAUGGCCGGGGGGGCGGAGCGGGGCGGGGCGGGGCGGGAGUGCGAGUGUGAUGACUGCAGGAGACGAGACGUCCAUCCGUGCAUGAGUCUGUGUGUGUGAGUGUGUUCUUCAAUUCUGUCGAUGCCAUGCAGACUGUGUUGGAGUUCCUCGAGAAGCACUACAAGGAGGAUCUCACCAAGGAUGAGACCAUCCUCCUCAGCGUCAAGGCACUCCUAGAGGUGCGCUGGAGUCGUGAAGGCGCCACAGCCACCGGCCCAGAAGAACCCAACCAACCCACACGCGGCCCAAUGUGUGUGUGUGUGUGUGUGUGUGUUGGUGUUUGUUUUCACGUCGGUCCAGGUGGUCGAGAAGGGGUCCAAGAACAUCGAGGUGGCUGUGUUGCGGAGCCAGGGGCCGGGCAAGGACGUGGAGAUAUCCGACCUCAAAGAGGAGGAAAUCGAAGCUGUGGUACGCACCGACCGACGCACCUGACCUGGCCGCUGGCUGUACGUGUGCGUGCCGGGCUUUACGUGUGUGUGUCGUGUUGAUUGUGGUGCAGGUUGCUCAGAUCGAGAAGGAGGAGCAGGAGGAGAAGGAGAGGCAGGAGAAACAGAGGGCGUCCUAGACUGGGAGGGAGGCUGUGUGAUGUCGUGCGAGAGAAGCGGCCUAGCAGUUGAUGCAUGAGACAAUGACAAUUCUGCCUGAGAUACUCCUGUCUGUCGUGUCACGAGAAAGACGUCAAGACGUUCUUGUUUGUUUGGUGUAAAGCAUUCAUUUACGCAC
Molecule: messenger RNA, 1510 nt
Organism: Vitrella brassicaformis
Lineage: Eukaryota; Vitrellaceae
Source: the annotation of a GenBank genome assembly